AUGCAACCACUUCCGAUCCCUGAAUGGAAGUGGGAACAUAUCACAAUGGAUUUUGUUCUCAAACUUCCUCAUACUUCGAGAGGGCAUGACGGAAUUUCGUUGAUAGUUGACCGACUCACCAAAUUCGCCCACUUCCUACCUAUUAAAGAAACUUAUUCCUUGGUGAAGCUUGCUAAGCUCUUUAUGGAUGAAAUAGUGAGGUUGCAUGGAGCACCCGUGUCCAUUGUGUCGGACAGAGAUGCAAGAUUCACAUCUUGA
Molecule: messenger RNA, 258 nt
Organism: Prunus armeniaca (apricot)
Lineage: Eukaryota; Viridiplantae; Streptophyta; Magnoliopsida; Rosales; Rosaceae
Source: the annotation of a GenBank genome assembly